CUGAGUCAAAAGGGCAUGUGGUUCCGGUUUAACAAACAUGGAACUCCCGUUUUCUGAAACAGUCUGUUGUUCCGGUUUAACGAACAAGAAACCCCGGUUCAUGAUUCCGAACUGUACACCGUACCACCCGAUUCCGACGUCGGAGACGCCACGCGCUAAAGCUUUCAUGAAAUGGAGUCCGUCCGUCAUAAGAUUGCAAAAGUGCCAAGUUCAUUCAGGCAAGGCAAGAAUCCGAUUCCAGGCGAAGAAGGAAGAAGAAGAAAAGGCAGAAAUGGUGGCCAGGAAGUUCUGUGUCCGCCACAAUGAAUCCACCUUCGACGUCGACUACGACACGGACGACGGCUUCGAAGUCCUCAAGUUUCAGAUCUUCUCCCUUACCUCCGUUCCGCCCGAUCAACAAAAGAUAUUGGAAGCAGAUGAUGGUCAAGUUGUACAGGAAGAAGCUGAUUUGGCUUCCAUUUCAGAAAAUCUUCAAUUGGUGACAAUUGAUGACGGAGAAGAGGAAAUGGAGAAGAAAGAGGAGACUGAGCCUGAUUUUGGGAUGUCAGACGAACAAUUAGCUCGGAUCUUGCAGGAGGAAGAAGAUGCACUUAUGAGGCAGCAGGCUGUUGCUAGUGAAAGUAGUGCAGAAUUUGAGCAAAAGAUACGUCCUUAUAUUGAUCAAGUUCUAUUGUACGAGGACCCACGGAAGCAGGAGGCUGCUCGGAAGACCGUGCCUAUUGACAAUCUUGAGGAGAAAGCAUUAAUUUCAUUGGCCAGGGAGGGAAACUUUGAACCAACAAAAAAUGAACAAGAGCAUGCCUUCCUGCUGCAGCUUCUAUUCUGGUUCAAACAAUCAUUCAAGUGGGUAAAUGCACCUCCUUGUGAUAGGUGUGGUAAUGAAACUAGAAAUGAGAGCAUGGGAACACCCUAUCCUUCAGAACUGCAAUAUGGUGCUUCAAGAGUUGAACUUUACCGAUGCCAUUCAUGCUCAAAUGUUACCCGGUUUCCUCGAUACAAUGACCCGAUGAAGCUCCUAGAAACAAGGAAGGGGCGCUGUGGGGAGUGGGCUAAUUGCUUCACACUCUAUUGCCGAGCUUUUGGUUAUGAAGCACGCUUGAUUAUGGACUUUACGGAUCAUGUUUGGACAGAGUGCUUCUCACUAUCCCUAGGAAGAUGGAUGCACCUUGAUCCUUGUGAAGGAAUUUAUGACAAUCCAUUACUAUAUGAGAAGGGGUGGAAAAAGAAAUUAAACUAUGUGAUUGCUAUUUCUAAAGAUGGGGUACAUGAUGUCACCAAGCGUUACACAAGGAAAUGGCCUGAGGUUCUUGCUCGGAGGAACAUAGUUACAGAAGCUGUGCUCUCUGCUUCUAUCUGUGACAUAAAUAGAGAAGUGCGGAAAGAUUUACCCUUCCAGAUGCUUUCUGCUCUGGAAGAACGAGACAAGAAUGAAGCAGAAGCCAUUAAUAGAGAUUUGUACUCCAAAGAUGAUCCUACAAUUUCCUUACCUGGAAGAUUAAGUGGGGAUGAAGAAUGGCGUAUAUCGAGAUCUGAAACUGGUCCUGAUAAAAAAUCAUCCUUAAGCUCUUCAUCUUGUCCAGUUCGUAGAUGUAUAGAUGCACAUGUAACUAAGGUCUACAAUGCAUUUUUCCCUAUUAUCUCAAAGCUAGUGGAGGAUUCUGCCUCUAAGAAUGAAGCAAUUGAACUAUUUAGGGCUUUCAGAAAUAUUUUGGUUGAUCUCAAGAAAUCCCCUUUCAGAAACAGGAGAACUUCGUUGAAUUCUGUUUCUGAUAGUGCCCCACAUUUUUUCAAGAAGAUGCUGCCGUCUUUUGGUCAAUUACUUGAAGCUUUAUCGUUAAAAAGUGAGUUGGCCAUAAACGGGAGGAUUGACCUAUGUUUGUGUGCUGAUCCUGUGAGAACGUCAAUUGCCCUUCCUGUAGUGUUCCAUGCUUUGGAUGAUGUGAUCAAUAAUGUUAGUCUUUGCAAUAGACUUGAUAAAGAUUCACUUGCUUGGCCACUUUUGAAGUUAAACAGAUUGUGUUCUGGUCUAGUGCGUGCUAGUGGGGAGGAGCUUCCUUUUGGAAUUGCCACAUCUGCAUUUGAUGGGACACGCAUGUCAAAGUGGGAAGAACCGAAUGGGGCAAGAGGUUGUUGGAUCUUAUAUCAAGUUAAUGGCAAAGAAAUGCAUGAGCUUGUGGCCUAUGAAUUCAUGUCUGCUAAUGAUGCUCCAGAAAGAGAUCCAAAGGACUGGGUUCUUGAAGGAAGUGCAGAUGGAGGAUGUAGUUGGCAUGUUUUGGACAAACAGACUUCCCAGAGAUUCGAUAAACGUUUCGAGCGAAAGGCAUUUACUGUCAAACCACAAUGUUUCCUAGCGAAUGCUUUCAGGAUAAGAUUUCUAGCAGUUCGAGAUGGGAAGACAAAUCCACGGUUUCAAAUUGGCAGUAUUGAUCUCUAUGCAAGAUGCAAUCAAUGAUUCAGGUGGUGUCAACCUUAAUGUCAUCCCUGGGUUAAAGUAAUAUUUUCCUUCGAGUUUAAAUUGACCGAGCACAAGGUGUUGGUGGCCUCACAUCAAAUCGCGUCCAUGAUGCAUGGAGGAGAUCAUAUGGGUCGCACACGAAUCGUGGCCCACGAUACGGAAACCCAGUGCCUACCUCAACCUCCCACUUGGCAGACCUAAACCUCAGUUGGCAAUCCGACUCAUUUCACCUGAACCCCAUGUUAAUAGCGUGGGCUCCGGUCGUCCGUGCCUAAAUACAAUAUUAAGUAUGAAAUGAACAGAGAAUAUGUAGUCUUCUUACUCACUAUACAUAUUUGGGUUGAUCCCAACAUACCUAUGAAUCUUUAUUUAAAAAGGGGAGCAUUUAGUUUGCUCUAGUGUUAUAUAAUUGGUGUGCUUUAAUAGUCUUUGACAAUUCACACAU
Cuscuta campestris is the source of this 2900-nucleotide messenger RNA. The record is from the annotation of a GenBank genome assembly. NCBI's taxonomy places the organism in Eukaryota, Viridiplantae, Streptophyta, Magnoliopsida, Solanales, Convolvulaceae.